Messenger RNA from Aplysia californica (California sea hare), 888 nucleotides. RefSeq lists its product as uncharacterized. NCBI's taxonomy places the organism in Eukaryota, Metazoa, Mollusca, Gastropoda, Aplysiida, Aplysiidae. The record is from RefSeq and is a predicted model, not a curated record.
AUGAAUUUUUAAUGACGACUUGCCCGAAGAAAGGGUCGCUUUCCCGGGCAUGUAAAUUUCAAUAUUGAAGAACUGAUCACACAAUCAACUGUAGAACAAGCCAGCCAAGAUGAACUCCCAGAUUUAUUGCUUCCCUCAGAAAUACGGAUGGAACGCCAUCAAAGGAAUUUCUGCAGAGAGAACUGUGGAACAAGAAAAAUAUCUUAACCAGCCUUCGACAAAGCCCCUUUUCAGAGUGCAGUUAAACAAAGGAGUCCACGACGAAAAGGUCUUGCAAGAGUUGCAUCGUAAAUAUCCCCACCUGGGCAGUCUAGGCGCCAACACAGACCUCGCUGCCAUAAAAUAUGUAUACACCAGUGAAACUUCUGACAAAUUUGGCCCCGAUUUUACCCCAGCCUACCGACAAGGUUCAUCGCCAUGAUCCCAACCAUGAGAAGGAAAGAUGGGACAACAUAAGGAACUUGAUACGCCAUAAUGCUCUGGCAGAGUUUCCCCUGGGGGAGUACCACCAGAAGCUUGAAGCCCAGGAGAACAAGCAUAUGGGGCCUCUCUCCCGUAUGGUCACCUUGACCCACCCCUUCAACCCCUUCACCCAACAAACGGCCUACUGCACGGUGGGCGCACAGGACACCCAGUGACGUCAUUUUGGUGCCUCUUUAACUACUAAGUCAAACCAUAAUGUCUUGAUUAUUAUUAUUGGUCAGUGAAAGAGAUAGUCUCUGGUGUCUCUUUCCCUUAUUUAUUUUAAUUUUGUGUGUGUGUGUGUGUGUAUCUUUAUAUAAUUUAUGUACUUAAAUUUAUUUAUCACUUGCCGGUCAGUCACUUAUUCAGUCAGUCGGGUAAUAAGUCAAUCAGUCAGUCAGUCAGUCAAUCAAUCAAUUAGUUAGU